Messenger RNA from Rhodotorula toruloides NP11, 1521 nucleotides. RefSeq lists its product as uncharacterized. NCBI's taxonomy places the organism in Eukaryota, Fungi, Basidiomycota, Microbotryomycetes, Sporidiobolales, Sporidiobolaceae. The transcript has 3 exons. The record is from RefSeq and is a predicted model, not a curated record. Bases 1 to 1521 code for a protein of 506 amino acids.
AUGUCCCCUGCACCGCCCCCCUCUGACCCCCUCUCCUCGCCGCCGCACUCGCCUCUCGUGGAUGCUACGAGCCCGCGAAGACCGUCUUUCGAGACGCGGACGUCUGGCACAUACGUGCAAGCGGGGAACGGACGGCCACCGCCCGCUCGUCGACGCUCGUCCGGCUCGCCGACCCUCAGCAGGACGGCGACGAGGCAGUCUAUCCCUCAUGCGCAAAGUGUGAGGGAGGAACCGGACGAGGAGGAGCUGCGGAAGUUUGCGGAGCUGUGUCGGAGGUUGUACUACGAGAAAGACGCGAACGCAGCCAAGCAAGUCGACACCGUCUUGCAAAAGCUUCCCGCGCCUUACCGAACCGCCUACGCCCGUACGAUGGCCGCCGUUCGCUCUGCCUUUCACCGCGACAACGAGAUCCGGCGACGGCACGAGAUCGAGACGCUCCUCUCGUCCACUCUGCCCGAUUCGACUAUCAAGGAGGAGCUCGGGAUCUCGCGAGCGAGCGAAUCCGUCGCAGCCCUGCGCUCAUCGGCAGCUCGCAAGAUCCGCCGGCAAAAGUUGCGCGAGUUCGUCGAUUCGAACUGCGCAAAUGGCCUGCCUGGAACGCAUACGUUCUUCAAGGCGUUGUUCGGGGCGAUGUGGCUGCAAGCGAUGGACGGGAGGAAAGGCGGCGCGGGCGGAAAGUGCGUAGAGUGGGACGUGGACGUUGCGGUCUUUACAGAGGGCGGCAGCGGCGAAGCUUGGGCAAAGGACGCCGUCGAAGCGCUGAAAGGCGUCCUCGGCAUGACUGAGCGGAUCAGAGAGCCUUCGCACACCGACUCGGCCCGCACCUCCUACUUCGACUCGACCGCAUCCGAGACCUCGUCCGUACACCACGGUGACCCAGUUGUUGCGCCAGUCAUCUUCGACCACCACGCCUCUGCCUCCUCGCCAUCCACUUCCGGCGUUCCUCACCGGAAACAACCUCCGCCUGUCCCGCCGCACCGAGGCAGUAUCCGAAACCGCUCAGGCAGCGAUCCCUUUCUCGACGCAGACGAAAAAGCCGCCAAACUCGCGGCGCAACAGAAGCGCCAGGCCGACCUCGCACCUCCCGCCGCGCCUCUUUCGCCCGUCUCUCCCUCGCCCGACGCUCCCUCCGCCUCCGCUCCUCUGCUCAGCGCCGCUGGUCCGGCCGCGCCUUCGCUCCCUUCUCCCCGCAUCUCGACCUCCGCAAACCGCCCUCUCCCUUCACCUGUCGUCCCGCCUCAAUUCCGCACCUUCACCCUCCCGUCGUAUCUCACCAACCCCGAACUGCGCUCGCUCUGCCGCCUCUUCCCGGAUUUUAUCACCUCCCCCGUGCGCAAGAACGCGCGUUUCCCUUCAUCGGCGCAGAAGACGCCUGCGACGCUCGAGGCGGGCGAGGCGGGCGAAACGAAGGUAGGACAUGGCGCGCUGCGGAUCGGGAGACAAGAGCGGGCGGAAGGGUGGAAGGGAACCCUCUGGGAGAGACUGGUGGAGUGGCUGAGAGCUCUCUUCGGGUUUGCGUAG